CAAUUAACUUCAUUAACUAUUCGCAUCCAGACCAGUUCUACGUAUUCUUUUAAUUAAAAAGUUCUAGUUCCAUUUUUAAAUAUUUGCGUUAAAAUGUGGAGCGCUUGUGUUUUGUUAUUGCUCGCAGCAUCGAGUGCAGCAAAUGCAUCAUCCCGGAGGAAUAAGCGGCAAGACUAUUGGAGUUGGGGACUGGUAGAGGAUAUUGAGCCAACAAAUAGUCAACUAGUGUCCGCGACUCCGACCGACGAUGAAGCGAAUGCGUGUCUACCGUACACCUCAACUAUGCCUGACUUCUACAAGCCAGGGCGGCGAAUAAGCGAAACCAAGUGCUUCGAAUAUGAUUGGCAGAUAAAAGACCAAGAGGAGAGAGAUCAAAAGGAAAAGGCGUGUUUGGCAUACAGAAGAAGAAAGGCUGGCUUACACUCGUUUCGGAACCUAGUCGUCGGUGGCCGAAGGGCUCUUCAAGGCGAAUACCCUCACAUGGGAGCGAUAGGCUGGAGAGCCGUAGAAGGGACGUGGGUCUUCAAAUGUGGAGGGGCUCUAAUCAGCCCCCGAUUCGUACUGACAGCUGCACAUUGCACCAAGUCCUCACGGGAUCCCACUGUGGCUGAAGCUGCUCCGAAGAUCGUGAGGCUGGGGGCGAGGAAUAUACUUGAUACUCCUGAACCCCACGAUGAGCGAAUCACUAGAAUCAUCGUCCACCCCUACUUCACGGCUCCUCGCAAGUACAACGACAUAGCUCUACUACAGUUGUCCAAAGAUGUCGAGUUCUCAAGAUACAUCCAGCCGGCUUGCUUGUGGACCUCGUUGAAUACGAGCACUAUUUCUGGAGCUACAAUAACUGGAUGGGGUGUUGUGGCGGAAGGUAGUCGCGAUUCAUCCCCAAACCUUAAAACUGCCGAGGUGGACGUCAUAGAACCCACCACCUGUGACGGGCUACUUCGUCGCUACUGCAACCGAAACUGGUGCGGGCUAGACCAGGCCCAGAUCUGCGCUGGGAAACCGUCGGGAGGGGUCGACACCUGCCAGGGGGAUUCCGGCGGGCCAUUGCAGGUGCGAGCGGGGUCACUGACCUCGGUGGUGGGCGUGACGUCAUUCGGCUUCGGCUGCGCGCGCGCCGGCGCGCCUGGCGUCUAUACCAAAGUUGCAGCGUUCAGAGAGUGGAUCGAACAACAUGUGUGGGGAUAGGCUUUGAAAUAUCAUUUAAUAAAAUAUUUUAUAAAUUA
This is a messenger RNA of Leguminivora glycinivorella, 1226 nucleotides long. RefSeq names its product serine protease snake-like. Gene Ontology annotation, molecular function: serine-type endopeptidase activity. Gene Ontology annotation, biological process: proteolysis. The record is from RefSeq and is a predicted model, not a curated record. Lineage: Eukaryota; Metazoa; Arthropoda; Insecta; Lepidoptera; Tortricidae. Bases 94 to 1188 code for a protein of 364 amino acids. The transcript has 10 exons.